UCCCCACCGCAGGCCUGUGGCCAUGAGGUUCUGUGGCACCUCCUGGGAGCCUCACUGGUCUCAUCUGGACACUGGUGCUGGAGAGUGAGGCUCAGGCUGCGCGGGGCUCAGGGGCUUUCUGGGGCUGCUGAAUUCACUUUGCUUUCAUUAUUUGAGUAACCCUGGGAAAUUCUUCAGCACCACAAAUGUUCCGCAGGUGGGAGAGGCUGCGCUGGCUCUGCUGAGGGACACUCUGCAGCUCGCCGCCCAUGCUGGGGAGCUACGAGGCAACCAGGACCGUUCCUGCACCUGGGUCACGGCACCCAGUAUCGGUUCUCUUCACCAAAGUGCAUCAGGACAGCGUUUUCCUGAAGACAUCCAGUCAGAACCAACAUGAGGAACAAACUGUGGCUCCAGAGUAUUUCCUUCUUCCUCUUACUCCAGUACACUACAUGUUGUGAAAACCUCACUUGUUUCGUGGACUAUGUACAGACGCUGUCCUGUGUCCUGAGGAAUGACUUGGGUGCCAGUUCAUAUAAUCUCACUGCAACAUGGGUUUCCGAGGAAGCUCCAGAAAACACUGUGGCUGCCUGCAGUCUCCUGCAGUUGUCCAGGAACACCAGUCACACAGAGUACAUGUGCACUGUGGAUAUGACUGAACUGCUGGCAGAUAUCAAAGUCCAGGUGGAUGUUACAGAGAUAGCUGAUAAGCAGCAUGUGAUUUCCAGUGCCUUUUAUAUGUCUGAGAACAUCAAACCACAGCCUCCAUUCAACCUGACUGCUGUGUUCUCAGAGGGUUACAAUAUUUCUUGGGAAACCAUCUACCAGAACUUUCCUUUCUACUUUUUGAAUGAGGAGCUGGAAUAUCAGCUGCGUUACAAGAGAAGGACUGACACCUGGGAGACUUGGAAGACUAAAGCUGUUCAUGAAGAUAAAAGGACACUGGUAAUUCUGCCAUGGGAACUCCAGGCGAACACCGAGUAUGAGUUCCAAGUGAGAGCCAGACCCCGAGAAGGCACCAGUUAUCAUGGAUUUUGGAGUGAAUGGAGUCGUCUGCUGAUGCUGACAACUGGCCCUGCCGCAGUGACACAGACAGCAGACAUGGGAUGGCUGCUGCUGUUGGGUGGUGUCGUGGCAAUCACUGCCUCAAUCACAACCUUUCUGGCCAAACAGCAGAGGUUAUGGAAGAAGAUGGCUUGCAUCCCAGACCCUGCUCCCUUUUUCAAACCACUUUACCUGGUGCAUAAUGGAGAUUUCAAGAAGUGGGUUGGUGCACCCCAUUCAAAAAUCACUUUUGAUUUCUUUGAAUGGGGGAUAGUCCUUCCAGAAGUCCUAGAAGUUUACACCAUGCAUAAUUCCAACAGCAUCUCACGGGAGGAGCUGCAUGAGAUGAGAAGAGAUCUGCCUUGCAAGCCCUGUGUGUCGUGCCUGACUGCCUCAGAUCAGGAUGGCUGGUCCCUGCUCCCUACUGGGACUCAGGACCAGUCAUACGGGCAUUUGUCCAUUGAUACUGUGACUGUGGCUGAUGAAUUCAUGCCUUGUAAUUGCCAGUGCAACUGUAACCGUGUGUACAGGGGACAUGAGCAUACCAGGGAGGAAGAUAGUGCUGGAGAAACUGGUUACCCCAAGGUUAACGUUGAUGAUGAAGACAGAAAGACACCCAGUGACUUGCCUCUGGCUGACCUGAGCACUCAAGACAAAAUUCUUGCUUCAGGCUCUGUGUCUACAGACCACCUGCGGAGUACAAGUGUCCCAGCCCACCAGCAAGUAGAAAGGGCUCUGGAAGGAAGGAUGGGGAGCAUCCUAGAAGUCCUUUGCUUGCAGCCUGAUCAGUGGGACUUGGAAAAUCCAGGUUCUCUCCCUUCUCCUGAUGGUGAAAGUGUUUCCUACAGUGAAGGUUCUUGUGACUCCUUCCCUCACAUUGCAAGGCCUGGUGACAGUUACCCUGUGAUCUGCAUAGAUUUGGACACUAUUGACAGUGGCUUUGUGGACUCAGACUGUGGGAGUCCAGUUGACUGUGAAUUUGAGCAAAACAGUCAGACCAACUGUGGGUCCAUCCCUCUUGAGCAGGAGAGGGAGGAUUUUCCACGGAGCUAUGUCAAGCAGUGGGUCUCCUGUCGCUCUGACAGCCCUGUCAGUGGAGCACAGACAAACUAAGGACUUGAUGUUGCCUUGUAACAAGAGUGUUCAGCCUUUUCCAUAUUGUGCCAUGAGCAAAGUGUUAGAAAAAUUCAUAAGA
Molecule: messenger RNA, 2218 nt
Organism: Melopsittacus undulatus (budgerigar)
Lineage: Eukaryota; Metazoa; Chordata; Aves; Psittaciformes; Psittaculidae
Gene: IL21R
Product: interleukin 21 receptor
Exons: 10
Coding region: 373-2136 (587 amino acids)
Biological process (GO): cytokine-mediated signaling pathway
Cellular component (GO): external side of plasma membrane
Molecular function (GO): cytokine receptor activity; protein binding
Source: RefSeq, a predicted model, not a curated record